Messenger RNA from Punica granatum (pomegranate), 1778 nucleotides. The record is from RefSeq and is a predicted model, not a curated record. Lineage: Eukaryota; Viridiplantae; Streptophyta; Magnoliopsida; Myrtales; Lythraceae.
CUUCUUCAUCCUCCUCCCCUCUCCCCAACCCAAACUCUCCACCAUAGCAAAGCCUUAUCAAUUUUCUUCCAUUUCCGGGAAUUUUUUCUACCCAAAAAAAAAAAAAUCAUUUUUCUUAAUUAAAUAAAAAUUCCGAAAAAUCAUUGAAGGCGGGGGUCCGGUUAGGUGCUGAGUUGAGGUAGCUAAGCUAGGAAGAAUGGAAGGAGUAACCAUGAGGACGCUAGCAUUGUCAACGUCUCCUUGGUCGACCUACCUCCUCCAAUAUACUCGCACGCCUGCGCCUGCCCCUCUCCCUCCUUCCCUUUUACGAUUUUCCCAUCCCUCCCCGCGCUGCCGUUUCCCCUCCGUCUCCUCGUCUCCGGUUCGCCCGCUUUCCUCCAUGGCUGCUUCUUCAGCUCAGUCUCAUGCUCAGCAGGCCCCGUCGGCGGGAGAUGCGAACGUUUUCCAGCUGAUUCAAGCUCAUGAGGAGAAGGCUGCCCGGCUUCCACCGAUUGAGGAAAUCCGGACUGUGCUUGAUCGCAGUGUGCGGGGCAUGCUCUCCACUCUUUCUCAUAAACUCGAGGAUUACCCAUCAGGUUCUAUGGUCGAUUUUGCUUGUGAUGCGGAUGGAUCUCCUAUACUAGCAGUCAGCAGCCUUGCCUAUCAUACAAAGGACCUAUUGGGUAACCCCAAGUGCUCGCUCCUUGUUGCCCGAGAUCCUGAAGACAUGACUGAUUUGGUGAUCACUGUGCAUGGUGAUGCUGUAGCUGUAACUGAACAAGAGAAAGAAGCCGCACGUGCUGCAUAUCUUUCAAAGCAUCCAAAUGCAUUCUGGGUUGACUUUGGCGACUUCCAAUUUAUGCGCAUUGAACCGAAAGUUGUGCGGUACGUUUCAGGGGUCGCAACAGCUCUGUUAGGUUCAGGAGAGUUCCUCAAAGAGGAGUACAAGGCUGCAAAAGUGGACCCAAUAGCCCAGUUCUCUAAGCCCGUUUCGUCUCACAUGAACAGAGAUCAUGCUGAAGACACAAAAGCUAUAGUGCGACACUGGACUUCAAUUCCAGUGGAUUCUGCUUACAUGUUGGAUAUUGAUAGCCUGGGUUUCAACGUAAACGCAACUUGUCAGGGAACAUCAGUCAAACUAAGAGUCCCAUUUACCCGCCGUGCUGUAGACAGAAAGGAUGUGAAGACUCUAAUUGUUGAAAUGCUUCAAGCUGCACAGCCUAAAGACAGUUGACCUGUUCGUUGAUGAAAGAGAAAGGAGGUACAUAAUCAUAGUAAUUCUCAUAUUAGUUUUAAUUCGAGAUUCCUAUCAGAAAUUCUCUCGCCUUUUUCAGUUGUUUGAUCCCGCAGAACAUCUAAACUUGUUGGACAUAGAAGAUAUGCUGUACACACUGCUGGCUUAGAAUAGUUGGAAAGACGGUCUAUUUGGAGGUAGUUCCCUCCCCUAUAUGACUUGCCUGAUGGAAAUAUAUGAUGCGGUGAUUCCUAAAGAAUUUUCAGAGAUUGUUGCCUCUACUGCUGAAUAUCCAUAUGUUCGUAAUUUCUCAUGGGAUGCCCGUAAAGUCGUAGCAGUCAAUUGGCCCUAAAUUGUUAACAGUUGUGUGUCCGUGUGGUCUGUGCCACAGUCACCGGUUGUGACUGGUAUGGCUUACAUUGACCGGGUCUAAGCUGAGAGCGCACUGUCCGUCUACCUCCAUUCCAAACAACAUCAUUUCAGGCAUCUUCUCGCGGUUCCAUUUCUACCUUAAACAAUGACAACUUCGAUUUCCAUUUGUUUAUAGAAGGUGUAUUCAUGUUUA